UUGACACGGCGAGUAAAACGACAUAAAAACGAGAAAACAGCGAAUAACAGUUCAUCCAACAUCGAUCCGAAUGAACCUCGGGCAAUCCAACGCGUAACCAGGACUGCACGUGACACCAGGGGACUUUUCUUUAACUUACCAAGGCGGUAUCCUAACAUCAUCCUGCUAGCUAUGAUUGAUUGAGAUUGUAUUUAGUCUCUGCGACAACGAAAGCUACUUUACUGAAAAGAAGCUUUGUGCUUUUUCUACAUAUUUCUUUUUUUUAAACGUCUAUAGUAUAUCCGUGGUUUCAUAGCCGACGCCGUGGAGUGGUUUUGGAAAUUGACCCCAGACCACAAGUCGAGGCAGCUGGGAGGUCAAAAUAGAACUACUACUACUUCUAGUAUGUCUCAACCGUCAUCGACGUCGGCUCCAGUCCUAAGCCCCCAGUUUUGCUUCAACGAGACGGUUUUGAGAGACUUUUUGCGUAUAUCUAGAUCUACGAUAGAUGAUUCCAUUACCCAGAACCUCAAUGCCUUGCUCAACCCAGCCAGCAAGGGGUUCGACCCUUCCUCAACCGCUGUCCGCCAAACGAAGUCCAGAGGCGGGGUUUCGAUAGACCCCGCUGCAUGCCGUCAAUUCAAAGAUAAUGUGUUAUUUCCAUCUUGGCAAACAAGGUCAGAUGUACUUAAUUACUGCGCCGGCGUGGCCACUAGCCCGGAUCCUGAUGACCCCGAUCACGUCCUUCGAGAAACCGAAUCGGCAAGAGACCGAGAGCGUGUUGUGGAUGAGCGUUUAGACCCGUACUCGGCUCGAUUCUUCCCUCGAGAAGCACGAACAGAGUCUCUAGCAAACCUGAUCCGGAACCAACGGACUGUGGAAGAGAUAGUGCGUGCCCGCACAUGGGGCAUGGUGAUAGAGAGAUGCGGCGACUCAUCUACAAACUGGGAGGAUGCACUUAAUGGCUGGCGUGAGAGGCAACGGCGAUAACCAUGAUCUUCCACAGAUAACUGGCAACUAAGACUUGGGAUUCUUAUAUUCGAACCUUUCACCAGCCUACAACUAACUGCGGCUCCGUUCGCACCUCUCCGUAUGUUCUCGGGAGUGGCGUAUUUAUUUAUGUCUGAAGCCAGUCCUGCAUUCAAUUGAACAUAGACAUUUGUACAAUAGCAUGCAUAGCGUUAUUAGUCGAGUAUGUAUUUUAAAAAUGCAAUUUGCGUG
Monascus purpureus is the source of this 1200-nucleotide messenger RNA. The record is from the annotation of a GenBank genome assembly. NCBI's taxonomy places the organism in Eukaryota, Fungi, Ascomycota, Eurotiomycetes, Eurotiales, Aspergillaceae.